AUGGCUCAGCCAUGGGAUUACAUAGCGAAGAUUGUAUCGCUGGGUGACUCGGGAUGCGUGCGCCUCUGCGAAGGCCGCUUCUCACCACAUCACGACGUAACCAUCGGCGUAGAGUUUGGGUCGCGCAUCGUCCCCGUGGGCCCUCCAGCCUCGCUAUCCCUCAGCAUCAACAAUCCCUCCAAAUCCCCACAAGCACAAGCGCCCGUAUCGCCGACCAAGCAAAAACAAGAACAAAAGCACAUGAAGCUCUCGCUCUGGGAUACAGCGGGGCAAGAGACGUACAAGAGUAUCACAAGGAGUUACUUCCGAGGUGCUUCAGGCGCCCUACUUGUCUUUGAUAUCUCGCGCAAGAACACAUUCCUAUCUGCUACAUCAUGGCUGCACGACCUGCGCCAGAUUGCAGAGGAGGGUAUCGUCGUGGUAUUGGUAGGCAACAAGUCGGAUCUGGCAGGCUCAUCCACCGUCACCGACUCAGAGGCGGCGAACAAGCGACAAGUCACAAAGGAGGAAGCCGAGGAAUGGUGUAAAGCAAAUGGCGUCAUGCAGUACGUUGAGACGAGCGCCAAGAGUGGCGAAGGUGUGGAACGAGCCUUUCUGGAAGUCGCGGAGCGGAUAUACCAGAACAUAGAAGCGGGCAAGUACGACUUGAACGAUCGGAGGAGCGGGGUCAAAGGCCCGGGCGGGGGAGGUGCGAAUAGGGCAGGCGUCAAUUUGAACGAUGCGAGUAAGAAGGGGAAAGCACAGGGCUGGGGUAGUUGCUGUUGA
This is a messenger RNA of Pyrenophora tritici-repentis Pt-1C-BFP, 765 nucleotides long. The record is from RefSeq and is a predicted model, not a curated record. NCBI's taxonomy places the organism in Eukaryota, Fungi, Ascomycota, Dothideomycetes, Pleosporales, Pleosporaceae.